UGAUUAUUCUAUAUUUAAUUGUUUCUGUUUGUUGAGCGAGUUAGUAAAGGCUGGAGGGCAGACAUGCGCAGUGCGCCCACGCUGCUCUCUGUGCGGCGCAGAGCGCACGGCAGUCCUCGGCUCCAACAGACUCCCAGAGUGUCCGGAUACGUGAGGGAUGGCGGACUGACUGACUGAUGGCUCAUCAGCUGAGGAUCCUACAGGCUGGAGGCGCUGAUCGAGUCAGAGUCGAUCAGAAGUGACUGAUCGGGCAGCCGAGCGCGCAGUUUGGCGCUUCAGACCAACAGGACUGUACUUUCUUCAUCCAUCCAUCACCUCUCCUUCCUCCGGGAUGAAGACUCCACUCAGCCCGUCUCUGCUCCUGGAGAGUGGGCAGAUCUUUGCCUUUGGUGGGAUGGGCCAGGAUCUAAUGGAUGCACCCACACCUUCAACCCUCAGUCAUCCCAUCCAGCAGACCUCAUCCCCAGGUCAGCAUGGGGCGUUCUCCUUGUGUGAGGUAUGUAACCUGCAGCUGACCUCGACUGCUCAGGCCCAGCUGCACUACAACGGCAGGUCACACCUCCGGAGAGUGAGACAGCUCCAAGCUGGAGAGGCACAGCAGCAGGCAGCAGCAGGAGCUCACACCAGGUCAGUUCCUCAGGCCACAGGAUUGAACACUAAGCCUGCAGGACUAUCUCAGACGACUGGACUGAAUCGGAUCCUCAGUGCUUCCAACACAGCUGCAGGAAGUGGGAGCGGUGCAGUGGGCGGGCCAUUGCCUGGUCUAAUUGGCGCCACCAGUCCCUCAGUGAUGAUGAAACCAUUCCUGCCGUUUCCCAUGGAGACACCGUCACCAGUCGGACUCUUUCCAAACUUUAACACGAUGGAUCCAGUGCAGAAGGCUGUCAUCAAUCACACAUUUGGUGUUACCAUGGUACCCAAGAAGAAACAGGUCAUCUCCUGUAGUGUUUGCCAACUGAGAUUCAACUCUGAUUCUCAGGCAGAGGCUCAUUAUAGAGGCAGUCGCCAUGCUAAGAAGCUGAACAAGGCCAAAGCUAAGCUGUCGGGCACCCCAGAGACCAAUGGGAACAGCUGUGGUCCUGCUGGUUCGGUCCAUCCGCUUUCCUCCAACUGCAACAACAGUCAGUGCACAGAACUACUAUCGAGCUCCAGAGACUCUCUGUCUUCUCCUAAAUCCUGCCUCCCCUCCUCCACCUCACCUCUUUCCUCCUCACCCUCUGCCAGCAGAGUCGGCAGUGAGCCUCCACCAUCAAGUCCACCCUCUGCUCUUCCUGCACCUGGCCUCUCAUCUUCUUCCUCAUCCUCUUCCUCCUCAAAAUCCUGCCCCGCAUCUUCAGUCAUCUCCUCCCCAUCCAGCGCUGCACCUCCUUCUCUAAAGACGACCUCCUCCUCCCAGGAAGCUCCUCUGUCGGUGGAGUCUGAGGAGGAGAAGGCAAAAAAGCUGCUGUACUGCUCACUUUGUAAAGUUGCCGUCAACUCUCUGUCUCAGCUGGAGGCUCAUAAUGCAGGAUCAAAGCACAAAACAAUGCUGGAGGCUCGCAGUGGUGCAGGCCCAAUCAAAGCCUACCCACGACCAGGAGCCAAGCUGAAAAACGCCAAUGGCUCAGUCCUGAAGGGCUCAGGCCUGCAGAACAAGACCUUCCACUGCCAGAUCUGUGACGUUCAUGUCAACUCUGAAAUACAGCUCAAACAGCACAUUUCAAGCAGAAGACACAAGGACAGAGUGGCAGGAAAACCCAGCAAACCCAAAUACAGCCCUUACAACAAGCAGCAGCGCAGCUCACUUACUGAGCUGGUGAAGCCUUCCCUAUCUUCCUUUCUUUCCUCUCCUUUUCCUUCCCCAUCCUCCCCACUCCCAUCUUCCAUCUCCCUCCCUCCAUCAUCUCUUUCCUCCUCUGCUCUUCUCUCACCCACCUCCUCACCCCUCGCCCCAACCAUCUCCCUCCAUCCUCGCCCUCCGUCUUCCUCGUCCCUCUUCACUGCCUCCUUCCUGCGUCCAGCUCCUGGACCGAUCAGAACCAACCAAGGAUCCAUUCUCUUCACGCCCUACUGAUGUCAGCAAAAGCAGCAGGGAGUUGAACUAGCAACCACUGCCCCGCUGUUUGCUGCAGGUUCAACUGCUGCCUCGUCUUGCUCACCAGACUAAAUCUUCCCUCAGAAACAUGAACGGAUGACAUUGUCCUACUUCUGCCAGGGACAGAGACCAUCUGAUGGAGAGGGGAGGCUGUGUCUUUGAUGAAUCCACUCACUUGAAACUGAACUGAACCAGAGUGUGAAAAGCUCAAAGACGUACUGGGAAGAAGGAAAACUGUAUGCAGUUAUUGAAAAUUCAAAAAUAUCUACUGAGCAUUUUAAAGAAAGCAAUAAGGGUUGUUGAAAUUGGAAGAGAAAAAAAAGAUCAUUCCUGUUUACUGUCCAUUUAAUGGGGAAAGAAGUAGAGAAAAUCAGAUUUAAUGUUUUUGUAUUAUGAAUUAAUUGGAGCUGAUUGGCAUAAGAGUUCUCAUUAAAAAAAAAAUAUAUAUAUAUAUUUUCCAUCAAUGAAUACUAAAUAGAGCAUUUACUUUGAUGGGUUUUCUGGCAAAUGGCAAAAUUCAAACCAUAAGAUCCAUACAGUUACAUUCAUAAAUGGGGAUAUUGUAAUUGUUUUACCUUUUAUCAAAGAACCGUCGGCCCAGCUUAUUUGUUAUAGUUCUUAAAACAAAAGUCAGUAUUGAUCGAGGUAAGAAUCAGACACAGAAUUCAGUAAUCUAAAUGUCAAAGCAGUGAAAACACUUUGAUAAUCCACAUAUUUUAGGUUUUUAUACAAAGGUGGAAUAAAAAAAAAAAAAUCCAACCACUUAGAAACUAUUCUUCCUCCCACUGAGGUCACAAACCAAAAAGGCAACAAAGAAAACUACUGCUGUCCUUCUGUUAUCCCUCAGACAUUGCUGGUGGUUUGCUUCUUAACACUGAUCAUCCCAACAUUAUUAAAACCAAGAGUGAAGAAGACGAUUAUCGUUUUGUUUUUCUGAUAUUCUGCCAACCUUGAUGUAACCUUUUCUAAUUUUGCAAUGCAAGUAAACUGAUGGUUUACUUCUGUUCUGUUAGGCGAGGAGCAAAUAAAACCAACCAGUGUCAUAUUAGCUUAAACUACAACAGCAGUGAAAGUCAUUUUCCUCCAGUAACAUACAUCUUCAAAUAACAGCAAUCAAGCUAAUCUAUACUUUGAUGGGCGUCUCUCCUGGUAGUGGUGGUUUUCAAUAAGGGCAGAAAUGGUUCUCUGCCCUGGGCAGCAUCCUGCUGGGAGUGGCACAAUGACUCAAUGGUUCUGCAUUGAACUAAAGGGCUUAUUUCCCUUCCUGUCUGGAUUUGAUCUUUAUCUAUCCUUCGAGAUCUGGUCUAGCCUAAAUUGGAUCGUUACAAAGUAGAGGUUGUUGAAACCGAAGUUUGAAGUUUAUGACUUAAGUCUAUUUUUCAAUGUUCUGCGAAGCGGUACCGUCGGGAUUUUUCUGGUCUGCAUCUGUAACAGUUUUACAAAAACUGAAUCCAUCAUUUGACAAAUCAACUGUGUUUAAUACAACUGU
Molecule: messenger RNA, 3563 nt
Organism: Cyprinodon tularosa
Lineage: Eukaryota; Metazoa; Chordata; Actinopteri; Cyprinodontiformes; Cyprinodontidae
Gene: znf385b
Product: zinc finger protein 385B
Exons: 11
Coding region: 332-2053 (573 amino acids)
Cellular component (GO): nucleus
Molecular function (GO): zinc ion binding; nucleic acid binding
Source: RefSeq, a predicted model, not a curated record